AUGCUUUCUUUACAGCCACAUAUACGGCGGAUACCGCGGUUAAUAAGGCUUCGGCCUCCAAAUAAUGUCGCUCGUUUCUCCAAUCCGCGACCUUUUACCAGCAACUCCCAACUGCUGCUUAUUACCGCACCCGCCAACAGACCACAGCUCCCUUUCCUCUACACCUCUUCGGCUUCCGGACACCCUCUAUUCCCUGGUCGAGCGCUCAAUGUGGUGACCCUUGGUCGGCAUGUAACGCGUCUUAUAAGCACGGAACGCCGAAGAAAGAUAACCAAUGGCAUAAAAAUCGGUUUGACGGUUUACGCGAUUAUUCUGCUUCUAUACGUUGCGCAACAGGGUCUCUACCAAGAAACUAUAGAGCGUAUGUUUCCUACACCACCGGAAUGGUCAUGGAAAAGUAGAUGGUAUCUACGGACUGCAAUGGCUCUGCAAUCUCCUGAGAAAAUGGGCCGAGUGGCUACCAGCUGGCCUGGUGUAGGAAGUUACUACAGGGAGCUAUUGGCCCGGUUAGAAGAUCCUGAAAUUGACGGUAAAGGGUUGAAAGAGCGGAUUAUCAAUGCUGGAGAAGGGGAGGCCAUAUUAAUUGAUGGAGUGGGUAGAGGAGGAUAUGACAUUGAAGGAAUGAGCGAGCCUUGGAAGAAGGGCUACUUUGAAUGUCUGAUGGGAGCCGCCGAGACAGCUGAAAAACUUGAUGGAUGGCUAGAGGACACGGUGACGCAUAUUGCCUCCCCUCCAGAAUACGUUGUGGGCCCCUCAAAUCCACGGCCAAAGCAAGGACCGAAAGGUUCAAUUGCUCCGCUCGAGGAGAACUGUGUGCCAGCAUACCAGAGCCCGUCAGUCUUUUACAUGAAAAUAUUAACAACCAAGGGAUUCCAAACCAACCAGAAGCUUGACGCUGCCCUGGCUUAUGCUGACUGGCUUGAUUAUAAAGGGUUGAAAGACACUGCUGGAGAAGUGUACCGGUGGGCCAUGGAUAUCGCGGUUGAAGGCCUUAGUGUUGACCCCCAGAAAGUCGUUGACCCGAAGACUGGCAUUCUAAAGGACGGCGGAAAUAAAUAUGUAACAGAAAAUCUACUUCGAACUUCCAAGGCAAUGGGCGUUCAUCAAGUACGCACUGGCGAUAUAACAUCAGCUUUGGCCGUCUUUCUCUCUGUCCUAAAAUCCCGGCGGAGUGUGACUGCAUCAGAAGACUCACUCCCGAAGGCUGGCAGCUCAAGACAGGAUAAAUCAAAGACAAAGAAGAACGAUGCAAUAACCGCCAUCUCUUCGUUCAUCUCUCCACCUCCAUACCCCAUUCCAGUCCGGACGGGAAACGAACCUCCCGUCCGCUCUCAAUCCUCUGCUUGCGAAGAAGCAGGUCUAAUGGUGUAUAUCGGCGAGAUUAUAUACGCCUCCUCUUCCCAAGAGACUGGCCUAACCUGGACUCGCGACGCUGUCGACCAGGCCGAGAUAGCCCUUCUUCAACUUGAUGCGCUGCAGGAACAGAAACGCCUCGCAGCCUCACCGAGUCAUGGGAUGCAGUAUCAGUCUAUGGAAGAGCAAUGCCAGCAUUGCCUCCGGUCAGGUCUUAAAAACUGGAAACAGAUGGUCCGCUCACUUGUUGUCAAGGCCGAGAAGGAAGAACUAAAGGCUAUGGACGAAGUUAACAACUACUGGUUUGGUCGUGGGCCAAAGAAAGUAGCUGAGAAGCAAACCCAGCGUCGUCGAUGGGAGGCAGAGGAGAUGAUAUUGGGUGAUCGUGCCAAACGGAUCCAGCGUCUCAUCGGGGAUGACGGGUUUUCUGCUCUGACCUCAGGAGAUAGGGUGUUCUUUGGUUGA
This is a messenger RNA of Microsporum canis CBS 113480, 1818 nucleotides long. RefSeq lists its product as hypothetical. The transcript has a single exon. Lineage: Eukaryota; Fungi; Ascomycota; Eurotiomycetes; Onygenales; Arthrodermataceae. The record is from RefSeq and is a predicted model, not a curated record. Bases 1 to 1818 code for a protein of 605 amino acids.